This is a messenger RNA of Mytilus californianus (California mussel), 1980 nucleotides long. RefSeq names its product multiple epidermal growth factor-like domains protein 10. Gene Ontology annotation, molecular function: scavenger receptor activity. The record is from RefSeq and is a predicted model, not a curated record. The transcript is spliced from 12 exons. The coding region runs from base 65 to 1786 and encodes 573 amino acids. NCBI's taxonomy places the organism in Eukaryota, Metazoa, Mollusca, Bivalvia, Mytilida, Mytilidae.
ACGUUUAAAAGGAUUAUCUGUGCCAAAAGAAUAAAUGUUUUGAACAUCGACAUUUUAUCAUCACAUGUUUAUGAAUAAUAAAAUAAAAAUGUCCGUAAACAUUCAUCGAACACUACUCUGUUUAUUUGGAGUUGUCAUGUUUUCUUUGAUAACAGAAAGUGCGUGUCCCUUUGGUACGUUCGGAACAAUGUGUCAGUUUCGUUGCCAUUGUAAGGAGCCUCUAGAUUGUGAUAAAAACACUGGUAACUGUGAGUCUGGAUGCACAGGUCAAUGGUCCGGUAGAAACUGUCAGCAAGAGAAUGUGUCGUUUAACGCAUCUACAUCACACAAAGUAGGAACAGGAUCAACAGAAUCUUGGUAUGGUGUUGAUGGUAAUACUAGUACCUGUGCUAUAACUUCGGCUGGUGUUAAUGGUUGGUGGAUGGUCAAGUUUGAUAAACCACAUACAAUCCAUAAAAUAUAUCUCAACUCAGGUACAAACACUUCAUUAUUUGAUUGGCAGAUCAUAGUAGGAGAUGACAGUAACCUAUUUACUAUGGUGAGAUGUAGCGAGAUCAAAUCUCAUGAGUCGUCAGCGUCUGUGUUUUGUGAUAGACCAAAGAGAGGACAAUAUCUAGCUGUGUUAAAUAGACACGGUCCUGUUGUUAUUUGUGAUCUGUCAGUUUAUAUUUGUAGUAAAUAUAGCUUUGGACCAGGAUGUGAGCGACACUGUUCAUGUAAAGAGCCAAACGAACAGUGUGAUAUACAAACUGGGGGAUGUUCAUCCGGGUGUCAGACUGGUCGUCAAGGAGUUGACUGUCAGAUAGAAUGUCUUGGGUCUUAUGGUCCAGGCUGUUCCUAUAAGUGUGGCCAUUGUUUAAAUGGUACUACAUGUGAGUCUAUGUCUGGACUCUGUCCACUACACAAAUGUGACCCAGGCUGGGAAGGCAGAACAUGUCAUAGAGAGUGCAGUGUCGGUUUCUAUGGAUACAAAUGUAAUAGCAGGUGUGGGCACUGCAGCGAUAACUUGAUUUGUCAUCAUGUCAAUGGAAGUUGUCCCAGUGGAUGCCAAUCUGGUUGGAGAGGCAAAACCUGUAUGGAAGAAUGCAAUACUACUCAUUUUGGUAAAGAUUGUUUACAGCCGUGUGGAAACUGUUUUGAUGGAUCAUGUAAUAAACAGACUGGAGAAUGUACAUCUGGCUGUAAGCCUGGGUUACAAGGGGACAGGUGUGAUACAGAAUGUACUCCUGGUAGAUGGGGUUUAAGAUGUGGUGAAUUAUGUGGACACUGCCAAAAGAAAGUAUGCGAUCUAGUAAAUGGUACAUGUGAUAGUGCGUGUGAACCUGGAUGGACGGGAAAUAAAUGCUUGGAAGAAUGUCCUGGUGGUAUGUUUGGAAUGAAUUGUAUAAAGGUGUGUGGUAAAUGUAAAGGAGCUGUAUGUAAUACUACCGAUGGAAGAUGUCUUCAUGGGUGUAUGGAUGGAUUUGGAGGCGAGCAUUGUACGCCACAGACAUCUGCAUCUCCUAUAGCGCAUGCAUUCGAAGAAGAAACCACAAACACAUUACAAGUAUUUCUUGGUGUUAGUGUAACCAUAGUGAUCUCUGUAAUGGUCUGCUUAAUAUUUUGUCUGGUUUCAAACUGGAGAAGAGAAGAUAUAUCUAAAUAUGAUAGACAACUUGAAUUUGUAGUAAAUAUAGCUUUGGACCAGGAUGUGAGCGACACUGUUCAUGUAAAGAGCCAAACGAACAGUGUGAUAUACAAACUGGGGAAUGUUCAUCCGGGUGUCAGACUGGUCGUCAAGGAGUAGACUGUCAGAUAGGUCUGUAUUGAAUAGAAAUAACAUCCGGAUGUCAGACUGGUUGUCUAGGAAUAGACUGUCAGAUAGGUUUGUAUUGAAUAGCAAUAACAUCCGGAUGUCAGACUGGUCGUCUAGGAGUAGACUGUCAGCUAGGUUUUUGUAUUGAAUAGCAAUAGCAUCCAGGUAUCAGACUGGUCAUCUAG